AUGGCGAUGGAGCAGGAGGGCACCACAGCCCACCAGCGUCACGGCGGCGGCACCAUCACCGACGCCCUCUCCCUGUUCGCCUCCCGCCUCUCCCACCACAGGUUCGGAGACGAGGAGCUCCGGGUACUGGAGGCGGCGCUCUCCGCCGGCGGCGACGUUGCGGCGCUGCUCAGCACGCGCUCGGCAGCCCGGAAACUUCUGCGGGAGAGCGUGGCCGGGGCGUGCGCCGCGGCUGCGGUCGAGGGGGACGGGGCGAGGCUCUCCGUCGCCGACUUCUUCGCGCGCGCCUUCGCCCUCUCGGGAGAUGUCGAGAGCUGCCUUGCUAUGAGAUAUGAGGCGCUGGUUCUGCGAGAGGCCAAAUACUCCGACGACCUUGAUCUGCAUGUGUUCCAUGAAGAAUGGUUAACCUUUGCACAGGACUCUCUUGAUAAUGGGUUCUACACCAUUGCUUCCAAGGCUUUUGCAAAUGCUCUUGUGCACAUUCACCCCAGCCACUUGGACUCUACUAAUUCGACUCUGAAGAAGAACAAGGUCAAUGAUAUAAGAGGACUCCAAACCUUGGCCAAGUCAUUAUCUGCACAGCGUUCUGUUCAGACGCAAUCCGCAGAAUACAUGAAAAGGAAAACUUCAGGCAUUAGUGAAAAGUGCAAUUUACACUCAGAAAAACCGAAGUUACCGGCGAACUUGAUGUUUAGGCUGGGGAUCAAAACAAGGAACUCACAAAAACUACUACUUAGCCGCAAGAGAAACUUUGAAGAGGUUUGA
Messenger RNA from Triticum turgidum subsp. durum (durum wheat), 765 nucleotides. NCBI's taxonomy places the organism in Eukaryota, Viridiplantae, Streptophyta, Magnoliopsida, Poales, Poaceae. The record is from the annotation of a GenBank genome assembly.